Molecule: messenger RNA, 1780 nt
Organism: Mercenaria mercenaria
Lineage: Eukaryota; Metazoa; Mollusca; Bivalvia; Venerida; Veneridae
Product: NADP-dependent malic enzyme, mitochondrial-like
Biological process (GO): pyruvate metabolic process; malate metabolic process
Cellular component (GO): mitochondrion
Molecular function (GO): malate dehydrogenase (decarboxylating) (NADP+) activity; malate dehydrogenase (decarboxylating) (NAD+) activity; NAD binding
Source: RefSeq, a predicted model, not a curated record
GGUCAACCGAAUGGGAAAAAAUAUUCACCGGCUUAGGGAAAAUAUUGAUGUUUAAAUUGCUGUUAUGGCCUUAAAUAUGCUGAAUAUUGCUUCAAAACGGUUGACAGCGACCUUACUGCAUUCAAAAUGCGGUCCAGUUGUGAGCUCUUCCUUGUUUCAUACCAGUCAGCCAACAAGUGGAAGACCGAAGUCUCCUCUACCAGAUCCAAAAAAGGAGCUAAUCAACCAUAGUAAAGUUAGAGGCAUUGACAUAUUGAGAGACCCUAGACUCAAUAAGGGUCAAGCUUUCACUCUCAGAGAGCGUCAGUUGAUGGGUAUACAUGGCCUCUUACCACCGAUUGUGAUAGAUCAAGAGACUCAGCUAAAUCGUGUCAUCGUUAACUUUCGGAAAAGACCCACUGAUGUUGAUCGUUACAUCUAUUUGAUGGCAUUGUAUGACAGAAAUGAAUGCCUGUUUUAUCGUUCCUUGUGUGAACAUGUCGAGGAAAUGAUGCCUAUUGUUUAUACACCAACUGUCGGACAAGCAUGUCAGCAAUAUGGCCUUCUGUACAGAAGACCACGAGGUUUGUUUCUGUCCAUCAAUGACAAGGGACAUUUGUACGAUAUGAUAUGUAACUGGCCAGAGAAUAACGUGAAGGCUAUUGUAGUAACAGAUGGAGAGAGGAUUCUAGGUCUGGGAGAUUUGGGUGUGAAUGGAAUGGGUAUCCCUGUGGGGAAGUUGUCACUCUACACAGCACUGGGAGGUAUCCCGCCGCAGCAGACGUUACCCGUCAUGCUUGAUGUGGGAACCAACAAUAAGACUUUAUUGGAAGACAGACUUUACAUCGGAAGACAAAAGCCUCGCGUUACUGGACCAGAGUAUGACGAAUUCAUUGAUGAAUUCGUUGAAGCAAUAGUUAGAAGGUAUGGGCAGACCACUCUGAUACAGUUUGAAGAUUUCGGAAAUAACAAUGCGUUCAAACUGUUGGAAAAAUACAGACAUAAUUACUGUGUGUUCAAUGAUGAUAUUCAAGGUACUGCUUCAGUUGCCGCUGCUGGUAUAUUUGCUUCACUGAGAAUCACCGGCAAGAAACUCUCGGACAAUAUCUUUGUCAUGCAAGGUGCGGGAGAAGCAAAUAUUGGUAUCGCAAACUUGAUAUCUCUGGCUAUGGAAGCUGAAGGUACCCCGAUAGAGGAAGCACGCAGCAAGAUCUGGAUGGUUGAUUCUCGUGGUCUUAUUGUUAACAACAGGCCAAAAGGUGGAGUUACCGGACAUAAGCAAGAUUUCGCCAAAGAUUUUAGACCUAUCGAUAGUCUUAAGGAAGUUAUAAAGAGCAGAUUAACCAAAAAAAAAAUAGGUGCAGCUGCUGUGCCAGGAGCUUUUACUGAAACCAUUAUAAGAGACAUGGCCAAGUUCAAUGAGCGACCAAUUAUCUUCGCUCUCUCAAACCCUACGAGUAUGGCUGAAUGUACAGCAGAGGAGGCAUACAAUCUUACAGAGGGGGCGCUGGUGUUUGCUAGCGCAUCCUUUGACCUGUGGCCUGUCAAUGUCAGAAAAUUCAUCCCAGCAGGUAACAAUGCGUAUAUUUUCCCAGGUGUUGCUCUAGGAGUGAUAGCUUUCCAAGUUCGACAUAUUCCAGAAUCUAUCUUCUUAAAAGCUGCACAGGUAUGUAUAAAAUCUUCAGAUGAGUCAGCCAACAUACUUGAAUAUUCACUAGGCUGACUUAGUACAGAGAUUCAAAACUGCUGUUCUAAAGCUAUCCUGUUCAAUCUCUGAACAAGGCGAAUGCUAUUCAUACCA